This is a messenger RNA of Myotis lucifugus (little brown bat), 552 nucleotides long. RefSeq names its product myelin P2 protein. NCBI's taxonomy places the organism in Eukaryota, Metazoa, Chordata, Mammalia, Chiroptera, Vespertilionidae. Gene Ontology annotation, cellular component: nucleus; cytosol. Gene Ontology annotation, biological process: fatty acid transport. The coding region runs from base 38 to 436 and encodes 132 amino acids. The record is from RefSeq and is a predicted model, not a curated record. The transcript is spliced from 4 exons. Gene Ontology annotation, molecular function: fatty acid binding.
UCUCCCCGGGAACUGGGCUGCCCUCUCCUCCAGCACAAUGAGCAGCAGCUUUGUGGGCACCUGGAAGCUGGUCUCCAGCGAGCAUUUCGAUGACUACAUGAGAGCGCUGGGUGUGGGGUUAGCCACCAGAAAACUGGGAAAUUUGGCCAAACCCAAAGUGAUCAUCAGUAAGAAAGGGGAUACUAUAACCAUAAGGACUGAAAGCACCUUUAAAAAUACAGAGAUCUCUUUCAAGCUUGGCCAGGAAUUUGAAGAAACCACAGCUGACAACCGGAAAACAAAGAGCGUCGUAACCUUGGUCAGAGGCUCAUUGAAUCAAGUGCAGAAAUGGGAUGGCAAAGAGACCACAAUAAAGAGAAAGCUGGUGGAUGGGAAAAUGGUAGUGGAAUGUAAGAUGAAAGGCGUGGUCUGCACCAGAAUCUAUGAGAAGGUCUGAGAAAAUCGAUGCCUCGUUGACCUGAUAUUUGCUCAGCUGUUUCCAUGGCAGAGUCUGACUACACUGCAGUUUGCUUGUUCUUGCUUUUAUCUUAAUAGAUCAGACAGGAUUAAUUU